Messenger RNA from Myxocyprinus asiaticus (Chinese sucker), 2627 nucleotides. It is a transcript of the gene gars1, whose product is annotated as glycyl-tRNA synthetase 1. Gene Ontology annotation, cellular component: mitochondrion; cytoplasm. Bases 34 to 2289 code for a protein of 751 amino acids. The transcript is spliced from 17 exons. Gene Ontology annotation, biological process: mitochondrial glycyl-tRNA aminoacylation. The record is from RefSeq and is a predicted model, not a curated record. Gene Ontology annotation, molecular function: ATP binding; glycine-tRNA ligase activity. Lineage: Eukaryota; Metazoa; Chordata; Actinopteri; Cypriniformes; Catostomidae.
AGUUCCGCGUUGUAGUGUUCCUCCUCUCGGUCCAUGCUGUCUCUGCGGAGCGCAACAUCAGCACUCCUCCUGAGGACCGGUCCACAAAUCGUCACCGUCCGCUCGGUUCCGAGGGCCCGAUCCAGUCCCAUACGUCUGUGUGGUCCCCCUCCGAUUAGACCGCUCUUUCUGUCCGCCUGUUUGAGGAAGAAGAGGAAGAGAGGCUUGUGGCUGGAGAUAUCUGAAGGACAGAAAAUGGAUGGCAACAUUGAAGAGAUUCUGGCUCCUUUGAGGCUGGCAGUAAAAGAGCAGGGUGAUCUUGUGCGUCAGUUGAAGGCAGAGAAUGCUCCUGAUGUAGAUGUCACAAAGGCAGUAGCAGAGCUCAAAGCUCGGAAGAGAAUCCUUGAGGCCAAAGAGCUUUCCUUACAGUCCAAAGAUGACAUUGUGGACCGAACCAAGAUGGAAGACACUCUAAAAAGACGGUUCUUUUAUGAUCAGGCAUUUGCCAUAUAUGGGGGCGUGAGCGGUCUGUAUGACUUCGGGCCUGUUGGUUGUGCUCUGAAGAACAAUAUCCUUCAGGUGUGGAGGCAACAUUUUAUCCAAGAAGAGCAGAUUUUAGAGAUUGACUGCACAAUGCUCACACCUGAACCUGUUCUCAAGACAUCAGGGCAUGUGGAUAAGUUUGCUGAUUACAUGGUAAAGGAUGUCAAGAAUGGAGAGUGUUUUCGUGCCGACCAUCUCCUUAAAGCUCAUCUACAGAAAUUAAUGAGUGACAAGAAAUGUCCUGCAGAAAAGAAAACUGAAAUUGAGAGUGUCAUCACACAGAUGGAUAACUACACUCAGCAGGAGCUGGCAGAUUUGUUUGUGCAAUACAAUGUCAAGUCGCCCAGUUCAGGAAAUGAUCUUACACCUCCCAUCUCAUUUAACCUGAUGUUCCAAACCUCCAUUGGACCUGGGGGGAACAUGCCAGGCUAUUUGAGGCCAGAAACUGCUCAGGGAAUCUUCCUCAACUUCAAACGUCUUUUGGAGUUCAACCAAGGGAAGCUGCCUUUUGCUGCAGCCCAGAUCGGAAACUCCUUCAGAAAUGAGAUCUCGCCUCGCUCUGGAUUAAUUCGUGUCAGAGAGUUUACGAUGGCUGAGAUUGAGCACUUUGUCGAUCCGAAUGAAAAGGUUCAUUUCAAGUUCUCCAAUGUUGCCGAUCUGGAAAUCAUGCUUUAUUCUUCCAAAGCACAAACCAGUGGGCAAUCUGCCAAAAUAAUGAGGCUGGGUGAUGCAGUGGAGCAGGGAGUCAUCAACAACUCCGUCUUGGGCUACUUUGUUGGAAGGAUCUACCUUUAUCUGGUCAAAGUGGGUGUGGCAAAGGACAAACUUCGUUUCCGUCAGCACAUGGACAACGAGAUGGCUCACUACGCCUGUGACUGCUGGGAUGCUGAGACCAAAACUUCUUAUGGUUGGAUCGAGAUUGUGGGGUGUGCUGAUCGCUCAUGUUAUGAUCUUUUGUGCCAUGCACGGGCCACCAAAGUCCCUCUGGUUGCUGAGAAGCCCUUAAAGGAACCCAAAGUUGUAAAUGUUGUCCAGUUCGAGCCAAACAAAGGAGCCAUUGGCAAAGCAUACAAGAAGGAUGCCAAACUCGCCAUGGAAUAUCUUGCCAUCUGUGAUGAAUGCUUUAUCACGGAGCAGGAGAAGCUCCUCAGUGAGAAUGGUGAGUUCACCAUUGAGACUGAGGGCAAGACUUUCAAACUCACCAAGGACAUGGUUAACGUCAAGAGGUUCCAGAAGACCCUGCAUGUUGAGGAGGUUGUACCAAAUGUGAUCGAACCCUCAUUUGGCAUCGGGAGAAUUAUGUACUCCAUCUUUGAGCACACAUUCCGUAUCAGAGAGGGUGACGAACAAAGAACCUAUUUCAGCUUCCCUGCCACUGUUGCACCAUACAAAUGCUCCGUCCUUCCAUUGAGCCAAAAUCAGGAAUUUAUGCCUUUUGUUAGAGAAUUAUCUGAAGCCCUGACCAGGAAUGGCGUCUCCCACAAAGUGGAUGAUUCUUCAGGAUCUAUCGGAAGACGUUAUGCCAGAACGGAUGAAAUCGGUGUGGCAUUCGGUAUCACCAUUGAUUUUGACACCGUCAACAAGACGCCCCACACAGCCACUCUGAGGGACCGCGACUCCAUGAGGCAGAUCAGGGCUGAGGUUCGUGAGUUGCCCGAAAUAGUCCGUGACCUGGCCAAUUGCGCCAUCACAUGGGAAGAGGUGGAAAGCAAGUUCCCAAUCUUUGAGGGCCAGGAAACCAGCAAAAAGGAAACAGUGGAGGAGUAAACUGACUAUACCUAUAUCUCAUCUUCCUCUUUGACUGGAGACAGUCGUGGACAUUUUUACAUUUGCAUUCAUAGGAUCAAAUUUAUGGCUAUUGUAAUGUUUAACCAAUCAAUGUGCACACCAAUGGCAAUUGAUGUGUUGCACACAACUGCAUCUACCACUUUAAUUGAGUACACAAUCAAGGAUUCUCUAUAAGGACCUAAUUAAACACAUGUUUAAAGGGAUAACGGUAAUUCUUUUUCUGUACUAGUAAAGGGAUAUCACCAUUCCUGUUCAUGGGCUGAUACAUUGAAGAGACAUGGUAAAAUAAAUCAAGCCAGCACUUUCUGGACCUAUAA